CUCUGCUAGUCGCACCGUGACACUCAGGCCCAACGGUCACAGCAAUCAUCGAACACUUUUUACCGGGCAUAAAAAUAUAAUUAACGCAUUGUAUACUUAUCUAGUGCCAACAACAAUAUACAAAAAAAAAAAAAAACAAGGAAAGCAAAUUAAAAACGAAAUUAACGGAAUUUUUUAAGGCGCACAACAAAUUUGCAAACAUUCACUGAUAAGAUAUGAAAUCAAAAUGAAUUUGUUGCAAUUGAACAUUCAAAGGAACAACACAGCGACAAGCAGCAACAGUUCUAUAUCAUCAAGAUGGCGAAUGUAGCAACUCAAGCGAGGUACAUUCCUUAUGCACCUGUAACAACGGUAACAACAACUGCAACGUCAACAGCCCUGGAUCAGGUGGACAACAGUACGAACAGCACAGCAACGCUUCUGCUCAAGGCGUUCGUCAACAGAAUGAGUGAUAAAUACCAUCGGGAGGAUGAGCGCCUGAAGACAUUCGAGACUUGGCCUUUGCCCUGGCUCGAUAAGAAUGUGCUGGCGCAAACUGGCAUGUUCUAUACGAAUGAGGAAGACAAGUGCAAAUGCUAUUUCUGUGAGGUGGAGAUUGGACGGUGGGUGCACGAAGAUCAUCCCGUGAAUGAGCAUUUACGUUGGUCGCCUAACUGCCCACUGCUGCGUCGUCGCACCACCAACAAUUUACCUAUAAAUGCGGACGCCUUGGACCGCAACCUGCCACAAGCCAGCUUUGAUGUAUGUGGAUCGAACGAUACAUCAUCUUUGGAUAUACGCGAGAAUGCCUAUUCCGAGGGCUUACCGUCUAUACAGUCGACGGGCAUGAACAGUUUCCAGCCCGCGCGAGUUGCAAGUCCUGGCUCGUCGACGACACCAGCAUCAACAAACAGCUCAAAUGGUGGCAAUUAUUUUCCCGAGUAUCCAGAGUACGCCAUCGAGUCGGCACGUCUGCGCAGCUACGAGGAUUGGCCACGCAACAUGAAACAAAAGCCGCAGCAGCUCGCCGAGGCGGGUUUCUUUUACACAGGGGUCGGCGAUCGCGUACGCUGCUUCAGCUGCGGCGGUGGCCUCAAGGACUGGGACGACAACGACGAGCCCUGGGAGCAGCAUGCUCUAUGGCUCGGACAAUGUCGCUUCGUGAAGCUGAUCAAGGGUCAGCUCUAUAUCGAUGGCGUCGCUGCAGCUGCAGCUCAAGCAGCCAAGCAAGACGAGGAGAAAGAGCAGGAACAGCUUCAAAGCCUAAGCGUUGGUGCGAUACGAAGUGCUGCCAGCAGUGCUAUAGCCUCAGACAUUGCUCCGGCUACUGCUGCUGUUGCUGUUGGUGUUGCUGGGCCUCCAGAGGCUGCUGCCAGCGAGGGCGAUGUGGCGCCAACAGCUGCCACACGCAUCUACGACAAAAUAGUGGCUCAAUGCGGCUCCGACAGCACAGCCAUGCCCACGGCAGCGACAGCGACUGGCGCUCCAUCUGUCGUGCCCGAGGAAAAGCUCUGCAAGAUCUGCUAUGCGGCCGAGUACAAUACCGCAUUUUUGCCCUGCGGCCAUGUGGUGGCAUGCGCCAAGUGCGCGUCGUCCGUGACAAAGUGCCCGCUCUGCCGAAAACCCUUCACCGAUGUCAUGCGUGUAUAUUUUUCUUAAAUGGCAUCGACUCCAGCAUCCUAACUUAUACUGGACGUCCACACGAGGCUAGCGCGGCCAACUGUCUUGGCCG
This is a messenger RNA of Drosophila hydei, 1711 nucleotides long. RefSeq names its product death-associated inhibitor of apoptosis 1 (gene Diap1). NCBI's taxonomy places the organism in Eukaryota, Metazoa, Arthropoda, Insecta, Diptera, Drosophilidae. Gene Ontology annotation, biological process: regulation of cell cycle; positive regulation of protein ubiquitination; negative regulation of apoptotic process. The transcript has 2 exons. Bases 298 to 1638 code for a protein of 446 amino acids. Gene Ontology annotation, cellular component: nucleus; cytoplasm. The record is from RefSeq and is a predicted model, not a curated record. Gene Ontology annotation, molecular function: ubiquitin protein ligase activity; cysteine-type endopeptidase inhibitor activity involved in apoptotic process.